AUGGUUGCUAUAACAGCUAAGCUGACCAAAAGCGACAUUUUCGUUGACAGGUCCCAAUUAGACUCUCACAUCGACAUACUGCUACAUUCAGGGUCACUUGAGGUAGACAUGAUCGGUGAUUGUCCAUCAUUAGAUGAAUUCCGUAAGGCCUGCCUAUUGGCCGUUUACGAGUUCCACCAGUUCCCGGGUCAUCAAUCCUGGCUCAGAAUAGAUAGGCUCACACGUAUGGCCUAUCGCGUUGGACUAGAUCGUCUGGAGAAUAUGCGAACCCUCUAUAGCGACUGGGAGGCUAUUGGGGAGCAGGAUAUGCAAGAAUGGCGGGCUGUCUGGUGGUGCAUCUAUCACCUCGAUUCAUACUCUAAUCUCGCAACGGGCACACCGUUCCUCAUCGAGGAUGAUAACAUUAGCACAUCCUUGAUUCAGUGCCACCCAAACAACACACCCCCGGAUCUAUAUUUACCUCCACGCUCGGGAUCUUUAUGGGAGAUUCUUCCCUCCAUUACCUCCAACUCUCAAACCAGUCUCAGAAACAUCAACAUAAUUGCGGUUGCUGCCACGCGCCAGGUUGGGCUCGCGGCACGAAUGCACCUCUUGCGGCGAAAGGAAGAAACCGCCACACGCCUUGCACACAUCGAACGACAUCUGUCGGCACUCCGACUGGCCCUCCCUUCUAGCUGGCUAAAUCCUCGACGCAAUGCGUUUUCAGACGAGUCUCCCGCCGACCAUCAUGCGAGGCUGAUCACGGUUCUUCAUAUGAUAAUGGCUCAACUACUAGUCUCGAUCCUCAGCUGCAGUUGCAGCUGCAGCGAGAAGCAGGAUGAAGAAUGGCUUGUGAACUGGAAAAGGGUGCUUGAGAAUUGUCAAGAUAUUGCGACUACAGCCUCGGAGUGGAACAGCUCGUUAUGUUCCACAGUUGAUCCUGCCAUUUCCUUGACCAUCUUCACGGCACUGGUCUUCCUGGACCUUCACCAAAAAUCUUCUUAUAUUUCUACAGCUAGCCUGAGAUCUACCAUCCAGCACAAGGAUAUCUUGCGCUUACAGCUUGAGCAUUUUGCGAGUAUAUGGACACUCCCUCGACUUCUCACUUUAUCAUUCAAGGGCUUCAGCGAGUCGGUUUCUGGGCCGCUUUCAAACAAGCAGAUAGCCUCGAUAAUGUCGCGCUUCGAAGCCCCCUUGCACCCUCGAUGGCUCCAGUUCAUCUCCUCUACCCAGUCAGUUUCAGGCACUGGCGGAUACUAG
Molecule: messenger RNA, 1239 nt
Organism: Clonostachys solani
Lineage: Eukaryota; Fungi; Ascomycota; Sordariomycetes; Hypocreales; Bionectriaceae
Source: the annotation of a GenBank genome assembly